UUCAUCUUUCACUUGUUAAAACAAGAAUGCAACUGGUCUUUUUAACCAUGUCUAUAGCUCUUAUAGUCAUACUUGUUCUACCAUUUGUCAGCUCAUCUCAACAACAUGUGGAAUCCAUUAAUGGCAGCAAUACAAACGAUAAAGACAACAUUACUAAGGUGAGUCAUAAACUGAUGUUUGAGAUUAUAUUGCAUGGGAUUAUCCUUUGGGCAUCAAUGGGGUUUCUGGUGCCUGUUGGGAUACUUGCUAUUAGAAUGUCGAACAAAGAAGAAGAAUGUGGGACGAGAAAUCAAGUUCUUUUCUAUGUUCAUGCAGUGUCGCAGAUACUUUCUGUACUUCUAGUUACAGUAGGAGCAAUCAUGUCCAUCAAAAACUUCAAUAACUCCUUCAACAAUCAUCACCAAAGACUAGGGGUAGCUUUAUAUGGUAUCAUAUGGUUGCAAGCUUUAACCGGGGCUCUACGUUCAUGCAGGGGAUCCAAGGGAAGAAGUGCAUGGUUUAUUGCACAUUGGUUACUAGGAACUGCGGUGUGUAUUUUAGGUGUACUCAACAUUUACACAGGAUUGGGAGCAUUGCAUGAAAAGACAUCAGCAAGCACAAAGCUUUGGACCAUAAUUUUGACUGCUGAGAUUUGUUUGAUUGUUUUCAUUUAUCUAUUUCAAGAUAAAUGGUCGUAUUUACAGUCACAAAAGCAACCAUCGUUUGUGCGCCGUGAACCUAUAAGACCCUACCCUUUCAGAACAAGAGAAUAUGGUCGUGGAAUUAACUACUAAAAAAGGUUUUGGUUAAAAAAUACGUAAUUAUCACGGGUUAAUAUCUAAUCCAUUAUUUUCCGAUACAUGGAUCAUCGUCAUUCAUAUGUGUAAGGUUCGCUCAUGAAUGAUGUAAAUUGAAUUUAUGAAUGGUGAUUAAAUUUGUAUUGGAUAAUAAUGAAUAAAAACAAUAAUAGAAAGGAGCUUUGCCCGUUAUUACUUAGUAACAA
Molecule: messenger RNA, 982 nt
Organism: Gossypium raimondii (Peruvian cotton)
Lineage: Eukaryota; Viridiplantae; Streptophyta; Magnoliopsida; Malvales; Malvaceae
Product: cytochrome b561 domain-containing protein At4g18260
Exons: 4
Coding region: 27-773 (248 amino acids)
Molecular function (GO): transmembrane monodehydroascorbate reductase activity
Source: RefSeq, a predicted model, not a curated record